GCUUCCGGCAUUUGGUGGAGCUUUUGUGUCUCGCUGGCGCCAGAGCUUGGGAUAAGUCUCUGCUGUUCUUCGUCCUCCACCUCGGGAGCCCCCGGUGACUGUCACAAUCUUCGUUGCCCUGUGAGCUGCAGGUUCUGGGAGACGCACAGCUAAGAUGCCAGGACAUCCUGGAAGAUGGGAAAAGGUUCUGCCGACAAAGGAGAUGAUGACAUAUUGCUGGGCCUAACACUAAGGUGAUGUUACUUACUUGCUUUGGCUGUGCCCUUGGAAGGCAUUGAGACAUACUGCUGUGCCCAGCACCAAGAUGAUGUGAGUUCUCUGCCUGAACCCUGACCACAGGAAGCAUUGUGACCUACCUAUUGACCCAUUGCAAUCUCUCCUAUGGGAAAAGCACAGAUAAUUGCCCUCUUUUACCUACGUGAUUUGACACUCCUCUACUGCCUGGGCCAUGCCCACAGAAUAGAGUGAUUUAUUGCUGGACCAAGCAGGGAUGUAAUUAUUCUGCUUGGUCCUUGCACACACAAGUCACUGUGAUACAUGUUUGGACACAUAACCUAGAUGAUGUGCCUCCUCUUCUGGGGUUUGUCCACAGUGGCAAUUGUGAUACAUCGCUUGACGUAGCUCCUAUGUGAUGUAACUCUUCUUUCAUGCUUGGGCCCUUCCCACUGGGACGAUUGGAACAUAAAGCUGAGCCCAGCACCUAGGUUAUGUGACUCUCUUCUAGUUUAUGAGCCCUGCCCGCAGGAGGCAUUGUGACAUAUCUCUAGGCCCCUCACUUAGGUAGUGUGACUUUUUUGCCUAGGCCCUCCCCUAGAUGAACCUAGGUGAUGUGACUCUCCUCUUCUGCUUGGGACCUGCAUACAUUGCGUGUUGCAACAUGUCUCUGAGUCCAACACCAAGGUGAUGUGACUGCCCUGCAUGGAUGCUCCCACGGAAAGAUUAUAACAUAUCUUUAUUCAUUAUCUAGGUAAUGUGACUCUUCUCUUCUGCUUAAGGCCUGCCAAAAGAAAAGAUUGUGACAGAUCACCGGACCCAGCAGCUAGGUGAUGUGACUCCCCUCAUUUGCCUGAGACCUGCUAUAUUUUGGAUAUUGUGACAUACAACUGGGACAAACACCUAGGGGCUGGAAGGCGUCUGCCUGAGUCCCUCCCACAGGAGACCUUGUGAUGUUUUUUGUUUUUUUGAGAUGGAGUUUUGCUCUUGUUGCCCAGACUGGCAUGUGGUGGCGCUACCUCAGCUCACCGCGACCUCUGCCUCCUGGGUUCAAGCGGUUCUCCUGCCUCAGCCUCCCGAAUAGCUGGGAUUACAGGCAUCUGUCACCACGCCCGGCUCAUUUUCUAAUUUUAGUAGAGACAGAGUUUCUCCAUGUUGGUCAGGCUGGUCUCAAACUCCUGAAAUCAGGUGAUCCACCUGCCUCGGCCUCCCAAAAUGCUAGGAUUACAGUUUUGAGCCACCGUGCCUGGCUUCGUGAUGUAUUUCUGCAUCCAUCAUGCAGGAGAUAAAACCCUGUAUUUUUGCCUGCAUUCUGCCCACGGGGAAGAUUCUGACAUAUCGUUGGCCCCAGCAACCAGUCGUUGUUGUGUCUGUCAUGUCUGGGCCCAGCAGCCAGGGGAUCUCACUCUUCUACCUGUGCCCUGCUUUCAGGAGGGGAUUGUAACAUCCCUGGUGAAGCCCCCAGUGAUGUGAUUCUCCUGCUUGAUGCCUGCCCUCAAGGAGGAUUGUGACAUAGCCCUGGCGCAACACACAAUUGAUGUCACUCUUGCAUUUGCUCUUUACAUACAGGGAUCACUGACAUUUAUGGAUGUGGCCAUAGAAUUCUCCGUGGAGGAGUGGCAAUGCCUGGACACUGCACAGCAGAAUUUAUAUAGGAACGUGAUGUUAGAGAACUACAGAAACCUGGUCUUCCUGGGUAUUGCUGUCUCUAAGCCAGACCUGAUCACCUGUCUGGAGCAAGGCAAAGAACCCUGGAAUGUGGAGAGACCUGAGAUGGUGGCCAAACCCCCAGGUAUGUGUUAUUUCGCCCAAGACCUUUGGCCAGAGCAGAGCAUAAAAGCUUCUUUCCAAAGAAUAAUACUAAGAAAAUAUGAAAAAUGUGGACAUCACAAUUUACAGUUAAAAAAAGGCUAUAAAAGUAUGGAUGAGUAUAAGGUGCACCAAGGAAGUUAUAAUGGAUUUAACCAGUGUUUGUCAGCUACUCAGAGCAAAAUAUUUCAAUGUGAUAAAUAUGUGAAAGACUUUCAUAAAUUUUCAAAUUCAAAUAGACGUAAGACUGAAAAGAAUCCUUUCAAAUGUAAAGAAUGUGGCAAAUCAUUUUGCGUUCUUUCACACCUAACUCAACAUAAAAGAAAUCACACUACUGUCAGUUCCUACAAACUUGAAGAAUGUAGGAAGGCUUUUAAUGUGUCCUCAACCCUUUCUCAACAUAAAAGAAUUCAUACGGGACAGAAACACUACAAAUGUGAAGAAUGUGGCAUAGCCUUUAACAAGUCCUCACACCUUAACACACAUAAGAUAAUUCAUACUAGAGAGAAAUCCUACAAACGUGAAGAACGUGGCAAAGCUUUUAACAUAUCCUCACACCUUACUACACAUAAGAUAAUUCAUACUGGAGAGAAUGCCUACAAAUGUAAAGAAUGUGGCAAAGCUUUUAACCAGUCGUCAACCCUUACUAGACAUAAGAUAAUUCAUGCUGGAGAGAAGCCCUACAUAUGUGAACAUUGUGGCAGAGCUUUUAACCAAUCCUCGAACCUUACUAAACAUAAGAGAAUUCAUACUGGUGAUAAACCUUAUAAAUGUGAAGAAUGUGGCAAAGCCUUUAAUGUGUCCUCUACCCUUACUCAACAUAAGAGAAUUCAUACUGGGGAGAAACCUUACAAAUGUGAAGAGUGUGGCAAAGCCUUUAAUGUGUCCUCAACUCUUACUCAACAUAAGAGAAUUCAUACUGGAGAAAAACCAUACAAAUGUGAAGAAUGUGGCAAAGCCUUUAACACAUCCUCACACCUUACCACACAUAAGAGAAUUCAUACCGGAGAGAAACCCUACAAAUGUGAAGAAUGUGGCAAAGCCUUUAACCAGUUCUCACAACUUACUACGCAUAAGAUAAUUCAUACUGGAGAGAAACCCUACAAAUGUAAAGAAUGUGGCAAAGCUUUUAACCAAUCCUCAACCCUUGCUAGACAUAAGAUAAUUCAUGCUGGAGAGAAACCCUACAAAUGUGAAGAAUGUGGCAAAGCUUUUUACCAAUACUCAAACCUUACUCAACAUAAGAUAAUUCAUACUGGAGAGAAACCCUACAAAUGUGAGGAAUGUGGCAAAGCCUUUAACUGGUCCUCAACUCUCACUAAACAUAAGGUCAUUCAUACUGGAGAGAAACCCUACAAAUGUAAAGAAUGUGGCAAAGCUUUUAAGCGGUCCUCAAACCUUACUGAACAUAGGAUAAUUCAUACUGGAGAGAAACCAUACAAAUGUGAAGAAUGUGGCAAAGCUUUUAACCUAUCCUCACACCUUACUACACAUAAGAAAAUUCAUACUGGAGAGAAACCCUACAAAUGUAAAGAAUGUGGCAAAGCUUUUAACCAAUCCUCAACCCUUGCUAGACAUAAGAUAAUUCAUGCUGGAGAGAAACCCUACAAAUGUGAAGAAUGUGGCAAAGCUUUUUACCAAUACUCAAACCUUACUCAACAUAAGAUAAUUCAUACUGGAGAGAAACCCUACAAAUGUGAGGAAUGUGGCAAAGCCUUUAACUGGUCCUCAACUCUCACUAAACAUAAGGUCAUUCAUACUGGAGAGAAACCCUACAAAUGUAAAGAAUGUGGCAAAGCUUUUAAUCAAUGCUCAAACCUAACUACACACAAGAAGACUCAUGCCAUAGAAAAAACUGACAAAUAUAAAGAAUGGACCGGGCACAGUGGCUCACACGUGUAAUCCCAGCACUUUGGGAGGCCAAGGCUGGUGGAUCAUGAGAUCAAGAGAUUGAGACCAUCCUGGCCAACAUGGUAUUUAGUAGUCUCUAUUUAGUAGUCUGUACUAAAAAAUACAAAAAUUAGCUGAGUGUGAUGGCGCAUGCCUGCAGUCCUAGCUAAGGAGACUGAGGCAGGAGAAUCCCUUGAACCCGGGAGGUGGAGGUUGCAGUGUGCCGAGACUGUGCCACUGCACUCCAGCCUAGUGACAGAGCGAGACUCUGUCUCAAAAAAAAAAAAAAGUGGCAAAGCUUUUAACCAAUUAACAACUCACUAUACAUAAGAUAAUUUAUACUGGAGAGAAACCCUGGAAGUGUGAAUAAUGUGGCAAAGCCUUUAACAAGUCCUUAAUUCUUAGCAGACCUAAGAGAAUUACUGGAGAGAAAUUCUAUAAACCUGAAUGAUAACAAUGCAGUUGACAACAACCUGAACAUUUCUAAACACCUUUAAAUGGUUGUCACACUUGAUUGUAGGUAAAAUACUUUAUACUAGAGCUAGAAACCUCUACAAGUGUGAAGAAUGUGGCAAAACAUUUAACCAGCACUGACACUUUAUUGGACAGGAAAUGAUUUAUACUUGAGAAAAAUUAUGCAAAUGUAAAGAAUGUGAGGAAGCCAUUAAUAUCUGCUCACAUCUUAUUCAAUAUCAGAGAGUUCAUACUUAAUAGAAGCAUUAAAAAUGAAAUUACUGUCAAUAGAUUUUUCAGAAAAUAUAAGCUUUUAAAGUGAAGAAGAGUAUUUAUUUUGAAGACAACAAGAGUGAGCUGGGCAUGGUGACUCAUGCCUGUAAUUUCAGCACUUUGGAGGCCGAGGUGGGUGGUUCACUUGAGGUCAGAAUUUCAAGACCAGCCUGGCCAACAUGGUGAAACUCCGUCUCUACCCAAAAUACAAAAAUUAGGU
Piliocolobus tephrosceles (Ugandan red Colobus) is the source of this 4858-nucleotide messenger RNA. Its product is annotated as zinc finger protein 724. The transcript is spliced from 5 exons. NCBI's taxonomy places the organism in Eukaryota, Metazoa, Chordata, Mammalia, Primates, Cercopithecidae. Bases 1699 to 3924 code for a protein of 741 amino acids. Gene Ontology annotation, cellular component: nucleus. Gene Ontology annotation, biological process: regulation of transcription by RNA polymerase II. Gene Ontology annotation, molecular function: DNA-binding transcription factor activity, RNA polymerase II-specific; RNA polymerase II cis-regulatory region sequence-specific DNA binding. The record is from RefSeq and is a predicted model, not a curated record.